AUACUUAAAAUAUAAUAAGUGUGAACACUUUUGUGACUCGAUUGUGUGAGCGCAUUAGCAUCACUCUGUACAUAGAUAGUAUUAAUGUAAAGGAUAGUUGUCUACAAUUACGCAACAAAUAAUUCAUACUCACUCGAUUGAGACGUAAUAUUAUAUUUAUAUAUCUACAAGGGUCUAGUGAACAUUUCAUUAUUCGUGUUCGAAUUCCGACCAACGCAUGUCCAACAGUUAGUCAGAUGUAAUUGUAGAUACGAAGUCAACAUAUCAGCUGAUUCUGCUACUUCGUAAAAUGUCGAAAAUAGAACCGCCGCCACAAAGCAUGAGCGUAGCCGCACCACUCAGCCGAGAUGGGCUAGCCGCAAUGGAAGACACUGUCCCAACUACCCCGAAUGUCAUGGAGCCAAAGCAAGCAUCGACCACAGCGCUUGCCGCAGAUAUCGCCAGCGACACCCCCCCAACCACUGACUCUACUACCAUCGGUGAAGAGACGCUACAACCUUCCGAGGCGGCUGCGAGUGUAGUUGAUAUGUCUGGUAGCGCUGAUGCCGAGGCACACAGUAGCGCAGCCGCCCAUGUCACGGCGCCCGUUCAGGCUAGCAGCAAGGAUCCCAUAGCAGAACCCACCGAAAGCAGCGAGCCGGUUGUUGCCGACAACGAACUCUCGAGCAAGACGUCGCGAAACGAAACGGAGACACCCGAGGACGCCAGUGGCGCAAAGAACACGCAGUCGAUCGCUUCAGCUACGGACCCCGCGCCAGACACAGCGAACGCUCCCCACAGCGCGGACGCCAACAGCCAGGCUACAGAUGCCUCCGCAGCCGAGGUUGAAGAACCCACUUCUCGCACUGCGCACGCCGCCAAUCCUGCCGCGCCACACAACAGUACGGCGGCCAGCGCCAUACCGCUGUCGUUUAGUAAUGGACAAAUAUCCGAGAACGGCGCAGACUUCGCACGCUCUAACUCUGCGCCGCAUCACAACGGCACACCGCACGCAUGCGUACAACCACAGUGGAGCGAUGGUAGUGGCCAAACGGCCGGAGGCGUGGGCAUGCCACCCAAUCAAAUUCCACAGAUUCUCAGCAAUCCUUGGAGCACAGGGGGUGACCAGUCCUUUCCACCGAGUGCGGCCAGCUCUAGGCUGCCAUCGGCCACACCGCUCAAUCGGCAGUACUCUGAGCAGGUACCGGCCGCUGCCGGCGGUACUACCCCCGGCGCUGUGCUGAUGACUCAGCCCAGCUUGCCGUUCAUGAACAGUCUCGCGGGCAUGACCAUUUCCGACAGCGCCUUAUUUGCUGGUAAAGGAGUGGUCAAAUCAGCGUCCAACGGGACACCCUCCGCGACUGGCAGUACCCCGUCUGUUUCAGCUACGCCCACCGAUGGUGCCAGUAUGCGAGGUAGCGGGAGCCUCGACAGGGGCAGUUCGGUAUCGGCGCAGUCUAUUCAGGACGUGCAGCGCCUCGCCUUCUACGGGGCGGCGGCGACGGAUUCGGCGGUCAAUGGCAACGGCGCGUCGCCGCCGGCGUCGGUCGGCCGACGCGCGAGUGGCGUGAGCGAUAUCAGCGGCGCACCGUCCGAGAGUGGCGCCGAGAGCGCGAGCAUCCAGGCCCAGUCGGUGUCCAGUAUUGCCAGCACACAGCCGGCGUCCCCGCCGUCCGGUGGCGGUACUGCAGUGCCGGGUGCCAGUCCGAGCAGUCUGACGGAUGCUGGGCUCGUGGGUGUGGGUGGGGGUGGGGCUGCGAUUAUGCCGUCGAGGUCGUUUUCGGAGGGCACGAGCGCCACUGUAGCCGUCGACGGAUCGAAUGGGUCGCUGUCUUCACAGCAGUCGUAUGGAAAUGGAUACACAGGCUCAGCUCCAGCGCCCAACGAACCGUACGCAAUGAACGCGCUAAUGUAUGCUCGUGGUUUUGGGGCAGCCGGUGGCCCUGACGACCCACGACCACCCCAAGACUAUCCACAGCAACAUGUGGAGAUGCAUAAGCAACAGCUGAAGCUGCUACAGCAACAACAGCACAUGCAUCAGCAGCAGCAUAUGCCACAUUCGCCAAUGGCGGCGCCCAUGGGCGCGCUGCCCAUAGGCGCGCUGCCCAAGGACGCGGCGAAUGGGUGGUACGGCGCGCCGGUGAACGUACCUGCUGCUGCAGGCUCUCCCGAAGGCGAUGACAAGCACACGAGCGACAUCCGAUCACAGCCACCUCCGCAAUCGCAACCACCAGCCCCCCCCCCACCACAGCCUAUCUAUUGGAAGGACUCCCAUGGCGUCAUGUUCAGUGGCCUGGUCGGCGGACAGCCCCAGCCCGGCGGUCCCAUACUCAACGCGGCUGGUAUGCCGAUCAACAUGAACAACAUGAACUCCAUGAACGCCCCCGGCAUGCACCACCUGGGCCACCAACACAUGAUGGGCAAUCCGAACGCGUACGACAUGACGGCCAUGCAGAACAUGACCGGCAACGGUGUGGUCGUCAACCCGCAGAUGCUGUCGCUGAGUGUGGCCGCAGCCGCGGCGGCCGGGCUCAAUGGGUUUAAUGUGAACGGCAUGGGCGACGGUGUGAACCCAAGCUACGAUGCUUUCCUGGCCAGUUACAAUGCCAACGCCAUGAACGGGUAUCAGCAGUUCUUGACUCACCCUAACGGCAUGCCCAUGCACCCCCAUGCUCAUGCGCACGCGCACGCGCAUGCGCACGCGCACGCGCACGCGCACGCGCAGGCACAAGCACACCAAGUACACGGAGUAGGCGGCGACGAGCGCUUCGCGCACGAUCAGAAUGUACCAGAUAUGCGCUACGGCCCGCAUAUGGGGCGCCGAGACGGCGCGGGAAUGCGCGCCCGCACGCCCGCCAGUGGACGCGUGGUGGGGGGUAACCAGUUCAACCACAUCGCUGUUCAGAAUGGGCAUCCAAAUCAACAUGCGCAUGCGCACGCACAUGCCCAAGCACAGGCACAGGCAGCGCAUGCACACGCACGCGCACAAGCAGCGCAUGCACAUGCACAUGCACAUGCGCAUGCUCAUGCACACGCCCACGCCCACGCCCACGCCCACGCGCAGCAUCAGCAGCACGUCGGUGGAGGCAGCGGUCACCAUAACAAGAGCAAGCGCGACAUGAACGGGCAAGCGAUGUCGCACAGGGGUCGUGGGUGGCAGCGCAACGGGCCGCAGAACGGCCUACACGCGCGCGCGCAUGCCAACCAGAUAGGCAUGGGCGUCGAUGGAGACGGAAAUGCCGAACCCCGCGCGACGCGGAGCCGGCUUCUGGAAGACUUCCGGGCCAAUCGCAUGGUGGGCGUAGGGGGACUGGGAGAUCUGACGGGGUAUGUGGUUGAGUUUGCGCGAGAUCAGCACGGUUCACGGUUCAUCCAGCAGAAGCUGGAGACGGCGACGCCGACGGAGGUGCGCGCGGUAUUUGACGAGCUCAAGGGACAGGGGUACGAGCUGGUGACGGACGUGUUUGGUAACUAUGUGAUUCAGAAGCUGUUCGACUAUGGCGACGAUACUAUCAAGAGCCAACUGGUGGAGGCGUUCAAGGGGAAGGUCGUCAAGCUGUCGUUACAGAUGUAUGGCUGCCGCGUCAUACAGAAGGCGCUGCGGGCGGUUGACGAGGAAAGCCAAGAAAAACUGGUGCUGGAAUUGGAGGGGUCUGUGCUGAGGUGCAUCAAGGACCAGAACGGCAACCACAUUGUUGAUAAGAUCAAAGGCCACAUCCUUUUGAUGAGUCAGCACAAGUAUGCCUCCAAUGUUGUGGAAAAAUGUCUCAUGCACGCCACGGUCGAGCAACGCGAUGCAAUGAUUGCCGAGGUAUUAAAUGAAGCGGACGGUGAGGUGAGCUCGUUGUAUCUGAUGAUGAAAGAUCAAUACGCAAACUAUGUGGUGCAGAAGAUGCUGGACGCAGCAGGUCCAACUCUGCAUGACCAGCUGCUGGCAGCUUUAAAACCACAUGUCGUGGCGUUACGUCGGUUUCCCUACGGAAAGCACAUAAUCCUGAAAGUGGAAGAGAUGACGUAGGGUACGACGACCUAAUUGGGUGGCGAAUUUGCUAGUUACGCCUAGGAUAUUGACGUCGCAGGCCUCGCACCCACUAUAAUACAAUAUAUAUAUAUUUAUAUAUAUAUAUAUAUCAUUAUUGCGGCAUACUCCAGGCCUAGCCGUGAUGCCUCGUUAAGUACCAUAUAAGCAUAUGCGAAUUUCGAUUCCGCAGUCGUAAAAAUUCGUACUUCAGAAUUUUCAGCGGCACCAUCAAUCAAAACCAAAAAAAUGUAGUGUACUAUAGAAUAAUAAGAAGACGGGAAACUUGGAUUUUGGCAAACAGGCAACCCAUGUAUAAAGCCUAAACAAUCUAUGUAACAUUUCAUAGUCAUGUAAGUAAGCUGUCGAU
This is a messenger RNA of Sphaeroforma arctica JP610, 4367 nucleotides long. RefSeq lists its product as hypothetical. Gene Ontology annotation, cellular component: cytoplasm; nucleus. Gene Ontology annotation, molecular function: mRNA 3'-UTR binding. Gene Ontology annotation, biological process: post-transcriptional regulation of gene expression. Bases 290 to 3997 code for a protein of 1235 amino acids. NCBI's taxonomy places the organism in Eukaryota, Ichthyosporea, Ichthyophonida. The transcript is spliced from 9 exons. The record is from RefSeq and is a predicted model, not a curated record.